CAGCAAUUUUUAACUUACUCGUUUUAUAAAUCUCUCUCCUCCCUCCCUCUCUCUCUCCAUCUCUCCCGCUGGAUAAAUCUCUCUCUCACUUUUUAUAUAAAUCUCUCUCUGCGUUUCUCUUUCUCUCUCAAUUUUUAUAUAAAUCUCUCUCUCUCAGAAUGUACUACAGUAAAUAGGGUACACAGAGAAAGAACUGCAGUGAAUAUAGUACAGACAGGUUACAGUUCCCGAGAAGCCUUCUUUCAUUUCAUAAAUGGGAGUUCGUGGGUUUCAAGAAUAGUAUCAUUUGUUGCUUCACUCUUCCUCCAUCUUGAAAAGAUUCAAACCCAUGUUUUGUACUUACUUUAUAGUGUCUCUAGGUGUUUGACGAAAUGCCUGACAGAGAUGGUUACUAAAAUUGUGGCCUCUCACUGGCUUGUUCCUCAUUUCUCUGUGACCCAUUUGAGUCUUCCUGUGAUUUCUUUCAUGGGUUUUGGGAAUUAUGGGGGGAGGAGAGGUGGGGUAUCUUUGGUUUUGAGGGGGUAUGGGGGUUCUUUAGGGUUCGUGGAGGGGAGAGGGAGAAAGGUUGAAUCUUGGUGGUGUUUGUGUAAAGGGGGGGAGGGGAUUGAUGGGGAGGUGGGAUUGGAGGCUGAGAUUUUGGAGUUUAUGAAUAAAUCGGAGAAGCCCGAUAAGUUUCCAACUAAGAAGGAGCUGAUUGAUGGUGGGAGGAUUGAUUUAGUUGAGGCUAUUAUCAAGACUGGUGGUUGGCUUUCUUUGGGAUGGGAGACUGAUGAUGAUGAAUGUGACGAGUUGGAGGAAUGUACAGUGAAGGAUAGUGAAAGUGCUGACUUUGAUAUUGUUGAUUUUCAAGAAAGAGUUAAGAGUCUGCAAGGGAGAAUUUCCUUUCAGGAGGAUGAAGUUGAGUCUAUGUAUUCGUCUCAAUCAGUUUCGUCGUCUGGUAGAUCAGUAGAUGUCGCUGCUGAGGAUAACUCGGGAAUCAUGGGUAUUCUCAACCGAUUGGAGAAAGAUAGAAUUAUGUCGUUGGGAACAAGUACUGGGCACCAAAGUAAAGGGUCUAGUGAGAAUGGAGAUCAUUUAGGGUACUCCAGAGAUAUGAGUAAGACGGAAAACAUCAGAGCCGGAUCAGGUAGCCCAACUAAAAGAAUGGUUAAUAAUUUAGUCAACGAUAUUAGCAGCAAUGGAUCUGUAUCUGGCGUUGAUGAUGUAAGAUACUCGGGCAACCCAAAUAUGUGGAGAACUUGGAGUAGGGAACGAGCAGGCUUGAAAGAUAUGGAGUUUGAAGCUGCCGAAAUUUGUUUCGAUGAAUGUCAAUUCCAAGGGAAGGAUGGCCAAUCAGAAGACAUUAUACUUUCAAUAACUGAUGGUACGACUGAAGCUUUAAUUGAAACGAGUGAGCUUAAUCACAUACAAAUUCAAACUCGACUUCAGCAAAUGGGACGUGAGCUUGCCUCUACACUUCACUUCUUAAGGUCCCAAAGCAAAGAUCUUACACAUAAGGAUCAUAUUCAUGGAAACAACUAUGGAGAGUUGCAGAAGAUUUAUGAUACAUGGGAAUUUCAUGAAAAUGAUGUCAUAAAUGCUCGGGCCAAGUUGCGGUCUAUUCGUGCAAAGUUAGCAAUAUUAGAAGGGAAGAUGGCUCUAUCUAUAAUUGAAUCACAAAAGAUAGUUGAAGAGAAGCAGAGGAGGGUUGAUUGUGCCCGGAGAGCCCUUCAACUUCUCCAGAGCAUUACCAUAAUUUGGCCUAAUUCAGCCUCGGAGGUUCUGUUGACAGGAUCUUUUGAUGGUUGGACCACUCAGCAGAGAAAGAUGGAGAAAUCAAGAACUGGUAUAUUCUCUGUGACACUACAACUGUAUCCUGGUAGAUAUGAGAUCAAGUUCAUUGUAGAUGGUGCAUGGAGAUGUGACCCCUUACGACCCACUGUUCACAACGACGGAUAUGAGAACAAUUUACUAAUCGUUACAUGAAGAUAGGUGCGUCAUGACAGCAAAAGAAAAUGAUAAGCUAAUUUAGUACUAUUUUCUUGUAGUUGACAAUUUUUUUCCUUUAGGACAUUUGUUAGGGUCAAAAGGGAAUGUUAGGUGUAGGUUUUUCUCAUUAUUGUAACCAUAAAUCAAUUGUGCAUAACUUUACCUAAUUGUACUUGUUUUUAACCCUUGCUAUGCUAGCAUCUUGUAAUUCUUGGUGUAAUUGACCUUGUUUACAUAAAGGCAGUGUAAUUGUAUCAUUAAGAACGUCUCCUGAAA
This is a messenger RNA of Daucus carota subsp. sativus, 2244 nucleotides long. Its product is annotated as protein PTST homolog 2, chloroplastic. Lineage: Eukaryota; Viridiplantae; Streptophyta; Magnoliopsida; Apiales; Apiaceae. Bases 385 to 1965 code for a protein of 526 amino acids. The transcript is spliced from 8 exons. The record is from RefSeq and is a predicted model, not a curated record.